AUGAAUCCAGUCGCAGCACUUGACAGAGUAAACAGUUUACAACUGCAGCAGCAGCGGGCGGCGGCCAGCGAGGACUCUGAUCAUCGAGCCGCUGUUUGGCUGCUGCGUGCGGACGACUGGCAACGGUUCUCCUGGUCGUCGUCGACCACCCGACCCGAGCCGACCCGAUCCGACGCCGCCCUAUUCGACAAACCGACCAUCUACUACCGUACGCCACCCGUGACAGACAUGUUAGCAGUCACUUCGUCCAUCGGGCUUCACGGAUCUUUGCCCGUUGUCCUUCUAUCGAUAGACUGUCGCCAAAUCAAGGAGCACCAUCGAGGUUAA
This is a messenger RNA of Soboliphyme baturini, 327 nucleotides long. Lineage: Eukaryota; Metazoa; Nematoda; Enoplea; Dioctophymatida; Soboliphymatidae. The record is from the annotation of a GenBank genome assembly.